Messenger RNA from Columba livia (rock pigeon), 2521 nucleotides. It is a transcript of the gene SOWAHA, whose product is annotated as sosondowah ankyrin repeat domain family member A. The record is from RefSeq and is a predicted model, not a curated record. The transcript has a single exon. Gene Ontology annotation, molecular function: protein binding. Bases 206 to 1543 code for a protein of 445 amino acids. Lineage: Eukaryota; Metazoa; Chordata; Aves; Columbiformes; Columbidae.
GGCGGCGGCGCGGGCGGGGCGGGGCGGGGCGGCCCGAUCACCUCAGCGGGAGCGGCCGCGGGGGACGCGCUCGCCGCCGCCGCAGGUGCUUCCUGCCUGCAGAUCCCGGCGAGCCCCCGAGGGCGGGCGAGCUCCGGGGCUCCCUCCGCCGCGGGGAGUCGGCGGGCGCGGCGGCGGCGGCUCCGGCACCACCUGUGGCGGCGGGAUGGCGGAGCUCGACAUCAGCCCGGCGGCCGUGCUGGGCUUCCUGCAGGAGCACGGCGGGCGGGUGCGCAACACCGAGCUGGUGAGCACCUUCCGGCCGCUGCUGGAGGCCGGCGGGGACGCGGCGGCGCGGGCGGAGCGGCGGGAGCGGUUCAAGGCGGCGGUGAACGCCGUGGCCGUGGUGAAGGAGCGCGACGGGGCCAAGUUCGUGGUCCUGCGGCGGGAGCUGCGCGCCGCCCCGCCGCCAGGGGGCGCGCUGGCGCCGGGGGGCGAUGGCGGCGGCGGCCCCGAGCGCGACCCCGCCGGGCGGCUCUCGCCGGUGCCCCCCGAGGAGCUGCCGUCCCCGCGGGCCGUGUCGGAGCUGCGGGGCCUCUUCCAGGGCGGGGGCGGCGGGGUGCCCCUGCCUGCCAGCGCGGGGGGCGCCCGGCGGGAGCCACUCUCCAAGCCCUGCAUGCUGCCGGUGCGCUGCGUGCCGCCCCCCACCGCCGCCGCCCCGGUGCCGCCGGAGGAGCCAGGCUCCCCAUUGUCACCCCCACCGGAGGAGGACGCCGGGUCCCGCUCGCCUGGCCUGCGGCGGGGGCCCAAGAACCACCGGGCCAGCGAGGAGCCGUCAGCGGUGCCGCUGGAGGAGGCCGAGCACCAGUGGCUGGUGCUGGCGGCCGGCGGGCAGUGGACGCAGCAGCUCCACGGGCUCCUGCUGGGUGACGCCAGCCUGGCCGCCCGCAGGGACUUCAUCUCGGGCUUCACUGCCCUGCACUGGGCUGCCAAGAGCGGCAACUGCGACAUGGUGACCAACAUCAUCCGGGCGGCCGAGAAAGGGGGCGCCCGCGUCAACGUGGACGCCAGGUCGCAUGGCGGCUACACGGCCCUGCACCUGGCCGCCAUCCACGGCCAGGAGAAGAUCAUCACCAUGCUGGUCUACAGCUACCACGCCAAGACCGACCUGAGGGACUACAGCGGGAAGAAGCCACACCAGUACCUGAAGGAAGGGGCCUCCUCUGCGGUGCGGCGCUUGCUGGGGGACCCCAGCCUUUCCCACAGCGCGGAGCCCUCUGUGCCCAUCAAGAAGUCCACAAAGCUUGCGGCUUCCAUCUUGAGCUCUACUAGCACUUUUCUGGGGGUCAUAUCGGAUGACAUGGCUUUCUACGAUCUCACCAAAGGCUUAAGGAAGCCCUCGUCCUUAAACAAGCUCCUGGCUGCCACUACGGGUCCCAGGAGGAAGCCAAAGACCAGGGGGGGUUUCCCUUCAUAUUCCUCCCUCUCUGAGGCGAUGGAGGAGGAGGAAGAGGAGGUCGUUGUGAAACGCAGACCCGUGUCUGAGCUGUUCUUUGGCCACUAGUCUCCGCCUUCUUGGCAUCAAAAUCAUUUAAUAACAUGAGUGGGGUCUCGAUUUUUCUCUCACGGAAGCAGCUUGGAUCUCUUCGCUCUGUGUGUAUCAUUUUGGAUGUUUAACUAAGUCAUUGAUGGGGUCUUGCCCAAAGGCUGCUGGGUGAAAGGCAGCUCAGACACCUGUGCAAAGGGAGCUGCCCAGGGAGCGUUACAAAUGCUGCGUCCUGCUGAUGGAUCGCCGGAGACCACAAACUUUAUACUUAAAGCUUGAAAAUCUGUAACAACCUCUGUGUCUGUAGACAGGUUAAAGUGCUUAAGGUACGGCCUUCUUGAUCUGUGUUCCUUGGCUGGAGGGCAAAAGUGGGGUAAAGAGUUGCAUAUUCUACACUGUGAACAGCAAGCUGGUAGCUGGCUACUUUAACAUGGCUUGUUAUAUAACGGGCUUAAAUUAUUAGAGGAGAGAUGCAUAGUUUUCUAUGAUGUUUCUGAUUAUUUUGGUAACAGAAGAGGAAUAUUUCUAUUAAAAAAAACAAGUGUACUUUUUCAAAACAAAGUUUCUCGCUAUCAGAAAUACUAUCAUAACAAUCUCAAUUAUUGCCUAAAGCAUUUUAUUAGAUAAACGGAUUUAAAACAUUUAAAAACCAACGCUCAGCACUCAAAUGACAGUGUCCUGUCUACCUCAGGUUGAAGCUAGGUUGGCAUUCUUAAUUUAUUCUUUUUCCUGAAAGACUUUUGACCAGCUGGUACUAACAACGUGUCUUGAUGAUACUGUGAACACUGAAACUUGACAACAGCUCCGUCACUUAAUCUGAAUAGAAACCUUGUUGAUAGUGAAAAACUGAACUGAAAAACUGGGAAUCGGAUCCUGCGGAGUUUCUGAGGAGCCACCUGGAAUCAAAGUUGAGUUUGUGUGUCUGAUUCUUCCUAUUUAAAACUUGGCCUUUGAUUUUGAUCUAUUUACAAUAAAUAUUUGUAAAAAUUGGGCGUA